Molecule: messenger RNA, 3372 nt
Organism: Seminavis robusta
Lineage: Eukaryota; Bacillariophyta; Bacillariophyceae; Naviculales; Naviculaceae
Source: the annotation of a GenBank genome assembly
AUGUCGCAAGCUUUCGACUCUGGAAAUGACUCGGGUGCUUUUGAGAACCGACCAUCCAUGAUGCACCAGCUUUUCAUGCAGGACAGCCAGGAAGGUCAAGAACAGGAUGAUCUGAAGGUACUGGAAGAAAAGGCCCCAGUGGAACGUGAAGCAGGGAGACAGAUACGAAAAGCUUGGGAAGAAUUGGCCAAAAAGGCAAAUGCCAAGAAGAAGAGGGGAUCAAUUGUAGGUGUGGAAGGAGAUGAUGAUGACGACGAAGACGAGGGCUUUUUUGACUUGGAAGAAGAUGACUAUGCCGUCGCCCUGACUCGCAUGACACGUGAAAAAGACGAUGCUUGGAAGGAGAACGACUCUGACAAUGAUGAAGAUGAUGACGACGGCGGCAAGCAGCCAGAAGAAACAAGGGAUCCCGAACACAACCACAACGGAACUGUACCAGGCAGUCCUCCGGCAUCGCCGCCACAAUCACCAGUCACAGAAGCCAGUUACACUCCAUUGCGUGGUGACAGUAUCCCCCUGUCAACAACCACGGCAGGGUCCCGCAGAGCUUUGCCGAAAUCGAAACCGAAAAAGCCUCCACAACACAAGCGGAAAACCCACAAACGAGCAGAAAGCGUAGAGCAGGCCAUGUUUGGUCUCCUAUCUACCCAAGCUGCUUUGCCGUCAGCCAAUAAUAAGCCACAAAAUGGAAGCACCACCACCAAUAAGCCACAGCCAGAUCGGACCAAACUUCUUAGCAAAAAGGCUCGUCCUGUUCUGGAGUCUCCUCUCUUGGCCACUGAUCAGCUGAUUGAUACGGCUCAAGCUCGUGUCGAAGAAGUACAGGCUCAAAAUAAUAAGGCAAAGAAGAACCAGCCAGAGUCUCAACCAAAAAAUAAUGAGGAUGAAGCUGAGGAUGCGCAAAAGCAACGACUCCAGGCCAUCAUUAACGAGAACGGAGACAAGGACGUCAGAACAAACGAGAAUGAGGCUAUGGAACGCAUUGACGAAGACGAUUCGGAAGACGACGAUGAGAAUGAGGAGAGUGAACAGGCAAACAACACUGCAAAUAAUCAGAAUGAUGAAGAAAAUCCCCGGCAAAAGCUGAGAAGAAAAAAGAGCCGACAAUCCAAGUUUUUGAGAAGCGUGACCAACUCGGUGCAACAGGAUUGGGAGCUCUUCCAGCAGUUCCUGACCCCACGAGAAGGCACAAUUUGGCUUUACGUUAGAGUUGUGGUCUUUUUGCUGGUCCUUCCAUCCCUGAUUAUUGCCGCAUUGCUGUUCUAUCUCAAAGAGUACCCACACCAACAGGAGGUGGGAUACAGUGCGCUCACCCCAGAAGACCACCCCUUUGUAUCUUGGUGGUUCCUUUUUAUUGGUUGCCGCCAAGUGGUGACAUUGUCGCUGGCCCUUGCCACACAAGCACUUGUGAUUGACUAUCUAGCACUGGGGAGUCGCUUCUCUCUCAAGUUCUUUGGCCCAGCAGUGACGUUGCUGGCGGUACAAGCUCGCGGAUUUCCCAGCAUUCUGAUUUUCUGGUCAUUUUACAACCUCGUGCUUCUCUCGGGAGACCGACGCUUUGCUCAUCACUGGCUCUAUUGGCAGGAUUCUAUCCUCUUGUUCUCUGAGUAUAACUAUAGUGGACAUGUGGUCCAAAGUGAAUGGAACUUUCGGAUUCUGAUAAUGGCCGCUCUUGUUGGGAUUUUGGUAACCAUCAAACGGGUUUCCCUGGGACUCUUUUUGGCUCGAAAGACGCUCUCACAAUUUGGGGAUGACUUUGAUGUUGUGAAGCAAAACAUGUUGGUGGUUGGUGAGUUGGCGACUCUGGGUGGUGAAAUCCAAUACGAGCAGACAUCCCUCCUGCCGUUCGCUGCCCGAGAACCCGGCAUGAGCGUGACGAGCGCGAACCUUCAAACCAUCAAGAAAACAAUCAACUUUGAGUAUACCGAGCGUUCUCAUAGUCAUGAGAACGAUUCACAUAGGACACCAAAUGCAGCAGCCGCCGCGUCUGCCUUUGUUCGAAAGUAUGGUGAUAAAGAAAGCGUUGGUACCCCUGGCUCUAUUGUAGCGGUCCAAGGAGGUACCAGUGCUGCAGGGACUCACGUAUCAGAAGAGCUUACGGAAGCAGAAGGUGACCACGAUUUCGAAGCUACGCAAGAUUCUGAACUGUACGAACUCCUCGGCGAAUGGGAGGGUGCAGAAGACAGGCUAGAAAGGAAAAAGAGAGAACGAAUCACAGUUGGCUCGAUCCUACGGUUCUACAAAGAGCUGACGAUCAUGAACAGGAGGUAUCCGUUUCUACCUGUAUUUGGCAGAGCGGACACACGAGAAAAGACUAUCAAGUCUGCCCAGCGCUUGUUUGAUAGGCUGAUGUUGCGCACUCCAACGAUGAAGAAGCUUCCGUUCUCGACUAUUGCUAUCUUGGCCAAGGACGAUGAUGGCAUCAUCGACAAGAGCAAGUUGCGCGAGUUGAUCCGACUCUUUCGACCUGAUCGGGACGGACUUCUCGGCAAGCUUGAUUUUGUACGGAGCAUUGAUGAGAUCUACAAGGGAAUGCGUCGACUGAGUCUUAAUGUGGAAGAUAGCGGGCAGAUCGACAAGGGCGUCACAUUCCUUUGCAAUGUCAUAUUCUACUUUGUAAUCGGAGCGAUCGUGUUGCAGCAGCUGGGAGUGGACCCGCUCCAGUUGUUCGCUUCGUUUUCCAGUCUCAUUCUGGGCUUCGCCUUCAUCUUUGGAUCGUCUAGCGCAAAAUACUUUGAGGGGAUGCUCUUCAUUCUGAAUCAGAGGCCAUACGGUGUUGGGGAUCGAAUACACCUUUCACAUCCUAGUGCCGACACCAACCCGAAUGGAAGUUCCGGUUGGAUAGUUGAGAAAGUCACGUUGACGACCACCACGGUGUACUGGGGCGCUACCAACGAAAGGGCCACGCUUAGCAACGGAGCAAUCUCGAAUCUUCGAGUUAUUAACGCAGCUCGCUCCCCAAAAGCAACAAUUUAUGUCCACACGAAGUUUGGAAUCGAUACUAACUACAACAAGAUACAAGUCUUUCGAAGUGCUGCCGAACAGUUUCUCAAACAGCGGCCUCGAGAGUGGUGUGCCUUUCUGGGGUUCCGGCCGAGUGAGGUCGUGAUCGAUAGGGGAUACAUCUCCUAUACAUUGAUUGCACAGCACAGGGAUGGCUGGCAGAAAAUCGGAGGAAUACUUUCCAGCAAGGCAAAGCUGACGACCUACCUGCUGGAGGUGUCAAAACAGCUGGGAAUGCGCUAUCUGUCGCCACCGCUUCCGGUCGACUUGAGCAUCAAGGAUGCCUCUGCCGCGCUCAAAGCAGCAGGCAUCAAAGAAGAGGCAUUCGAAAGAGGUGUUGGGCAGACAAGAGAUCCUUUUGGCAACUAG